AAAAUAGGAGAGGGAGAGGGAGAGGGAGAGGGAGAGGGGAUGAUGUGAGUCAUUUCCCUGGGUCUAAAUUUCUUCCUCUUGUGUCCAACCUGAAGAAGAGACUGGAGACUGAGAAAAGGGGUUUUGUUCCGAAGCGGCGAGCCUAAUUACGGCCACUGCCUGAACUCUCAAAUAAUUUCCCCCCUUUCUCAAUCCUUCACUUCCCAGUUUCUCCAUCGAAACGCAACGCAUCAGCAUCAUCACAAUCCAAAUCAAUUCAGAAACCCCCAUGGAUUCGUACCAGCAACCUCACGGUUACAUGCGUCCUCCACAACCACCUCCGCCUCCGCCGCCUGAUCCCAACCACCACCACCAUUUCCCCCAAAUACCACCGCCACAUCCCCCUCAAGCCCCGUGGUACUCCCCCCAAUUUCAGUACCACCACCCAUCCCAGACUCCUUCCCCUCCACCGCAGUGGGGGCCACCACCACCGCCGCCUCCUCCUCCGUCGAACCCUUAUUCUUACCACCCCAACCAGUUUCCUCCUCCUCCUCCUCCUCCUCGUCCUCCUCACCCGCCUCAUCCUCAGUUCCCACCUCACUCCCACAUUCCGCAGCCUUAUCCUCAGGAAUGGGGCAACAACCCUAGCUGGCCCCCUAACCAAGGCUAUCCAGCCCAUAAGAACGAGGAAGAUUGGGCUGCUAAGGCCAGAGCAUGGGCUGACUCUAAGGCCGCAGUCGAAAGUCAGCAUCCACAAUCACAUUUUCCACCUGCUGGAAGAUUGCCAGAGCAAGCCCAUUAUCAUGAUCCAUAUCAGCAAUCUGUGGACUCACGUUAUACUGAUGUUCAAAACCAGUCCCAUCCAUCAUCAAGCUAUCAACAAUUUUCCUUCAUAGAUGCAUCUAUGCAGCGGCCUUCAGGACAUUCUCAGGAGGCUGCAUCUGUCAGUUUGGAGAUGUCUUAUGCUUCAGAUGGACAUUCAUUCGGUGCUAGAGAUGGGACCAGCAUUGGAGAUCCAGCUGCUUCAUUCGAACAAGGAAACUUUCCCACCAAUCCAUCAGUUCAUCUGCAGGAGGUACCUUCUAGUUAUAGUUCUGUUCCAGGUAGAGAGGCAGCUGAUCAGAUUCAACAAUCAUAUACAGUAUUGCCUUUGUCAAGUUCCUCAUCUCAAGAACAAAGCCAUGUGCAACCAUCAAUGCAUGCACCACCCUUUGCACCACGGAGCCACUCAGUUGACUCAAUCAAUCUUGCUGAUCAACCUUUGGAGUUUGCUCCUAAGUUUAGUCGUGACAGCGAGCUGCAAAUGCAAUCAACUUAUAAUCAUCACGAUUCCAGUGGUUCAAUGAAUAACUGGGGUGCUCCAGUGGCACCUGGUAUUGGUUAUCCAUCAAUAACUCCAAUUCUUCCCUCUGGGCCACAGCAGCAUGACCCUUCUGUCACCAAUCCUGGUCAUGUCCCAUAUGGAAGGUUUCCUGGACCUGGUCUCCCUCCAACAAUUCCACCAAGUGCUGCACCCUUCACAGGAACUGCAAUCCAUCAUUCUGCAGCUUUCUCUGCUGAUGCAUAUGGCAUUUCUGGUGUUCCUGAACGUCCUAAGAAGGCUUCAGUACCUAACUGGCUUAGAGAUGAAAUAAAGAAAACAGUCAUCGCUGCUCCUUCUGUAGAUCAUCCAAAAGAGGAGGCAACAUUUGUAGAUGAUGGCAUUGAUAAGUCAUAUGUGAAGGGUGAUGAGGCAGAUAGUAAAAGCAUUGAUUCAUCCAGAUCAGCUGAGGACGAAGAGGAUGAAGAGGAUCAUGGUGAAGCAGCUAGAACUGCAGCAAUCAACCAAGAAAUUAAGAAAGUUCUGACAGAAGUUCUUUUGAAAGUUACUGAUGAAUUGUUUGAUGAAAUUGCGACUAGAGUUGUUAGUGAAGAUGAUCAGAUUGCUGAAGUGGGUCAUAAUAUUGCCACUUCAAGCCUCAAGGCAUCAGCAUCUCCACCCUCGGCUCUAGUUCCUAAGGCAUCUGCAAAGGUUCUAGUCCCAGUCAAGGCAAAGGAAAUAGAGAAUGGCGGUGCCAAUGAAAAAUCUAAUUCCAGCUUUCCUGGAGAUGUUUUAGGUCUUGGAAAUUAUGGUUCUGAUGCUGAUGAUGAAGAUGAUGAAAUUAAGAAUUCCAGUGUGCCAACUCCUGCAAAAGAGGCUGCCAAUAUGGUGAAUAAUCUGGUCAAACCCAGUUCAUUACCAUCCAGAAAUAGCAAUGGUGCUGCUAUUGAUCAAGUACAUGAUGAUAAGGUGAUUGAAAAAUUUGAUAAUGCUUCCAAGGUGGUUUCUAAAGAUAAUAGGGAUAAUGAGCUUAAUGCUAUUGAAAGCAGUCACGCUAGAUUAAAUGGUUUUAGUUCUAAAGAUACACCUGGGAUGCCAAGAUCUGAGUUGUCUGGAAAGAAUGUCGGUGCAGAGAAAGCAGUAGAUGAUCAUACAGGUAGGGAAAGCAGAAAAAAAAUAGAAAAAUAUGAUCGUCUUGACAGGAAUUCUUCCGAGAAGGACUUUAUUAAGGAGGAACAAGGUGGUAACACUAGGACAGAUGAAAAAGGUAAUGAUAGUCGCAGAAGAAAAGAUGAAAGGCAUCAGAAAAAGGAUCAAACGGAUUACGGCAGCGAGGCAAAAGAAAAAUUGAAGGAGCACAAUAUAAGGCAUGGAGAGAAGGCAAAGGAGUCAGAGUCAAGGAAAAGGUCCUCCCAUGUUGAUACCAAAGAUGAUAGGAAGGAAACUGAAAAAUCCAGUAGAGGUCGAAACACUGAAGAUAAUAGCAGGAGAAAGGAUCAUGCUAAGGAUAAGGAGGAAAAUAAAUCAAGGCAGAAGGAUGCAAGUAACCCGGACAGGCACAAAAGAAGACGUUCAUCUUCAGUAAGCAGCAGAGGUAGAACCACCAAGGAUCAUUUAUCUAAUCGUGAUGAUGGUUCAAGCGGUGAAGGCUCAGAUAGCUCAAAAAGGAAGCUGCAUCAUAGAAAACGUGACUUAUCACCAUCUCCAGUUAGGUCUAAAAGAAGACAAGUUUCGCGGUCUCCUCAUAGCAAGCGUUCUCAGCGCAGGCAUUCUCCCUAUUCUUCUCUUGAUAAAUCCAGGUUUGUGGCUAUUAAGUUUUUAACGCUUAUGAUUUUUGUUUUUGAGACAAACUUCCAUCAUCAUAUAAGAAUAAACUACUCAGGUGAAUCUUUACUGCUUCACAUUUACCUUACAAUUGGUGCCUUGUUUAUUUACUGUGUUUCCUUUAUAUGCAGGGGAAGAAGGUCAAGAUCAAGAUCACCACCUGUUUGGCGGCACAGAUAAAAGACGAAGACAGCAAUGGUUGUUGUUGCUUCUAUGACCGGGUUCAUACAAGAGAACCAAGAUUUGAUAACGUGGGGCGAAGCUUGUGAGAUGUUCGGUCUUCGCAAUGGACUCUCAAUGAGGAUUGAUGGGAAACAGUGACUUCUAUUUCCCAGUUUUGUAGGUUCAACAUGGUGAUAUAGUUACUUUGCUGAUAUGCUGGUGUUCUUAAGAGACAAAUGGUAUAAAACCCGGGUAGAAUUGGAUAUUGUUGUAAUAUGUUUUGAUGUAAAAAUUAACCAUAACGAAAAUCUGAAACUUUAAUAGCUUUAUCUUCAUUAGAUUCUGGCAUGUGUUUAAAUCCCAUCAAUAUCAUACUUCCUACUGACAAGUUCAAUAGAUGGGAAUAUCAUCCAAAUUUUGCUGAA
This is a messenger RNA of Lotus japonicus, 3690 nucleotides long. RefSeq lists its product as uncharacterized. Bases 269 to 3283 code for a protein of 1004 amino acids. The transcript has 11 exons. NCBI's taxonomy places the organism in Eukaryota, Viridiplantae, Streptophyta, Magnoliopsida, Fabales, Fabaceae. The record is from RefSeq and is a predicted model, not a curated record.